Messenger RNA from Cryptococcus amylolentus CBS 6039, 1931 nucleotides. RefSeq lists its product as hypothetical. The record is from RefSeq and is a predicted model, not a curated record. The coding region runs from base 252 to 1508 and encodes 418 amino acids. The transcript has 7 exons. Lineage: Eukaryota; Fungi; Basidiomycota; Tremellomycetes; Tremellales; Cryptococcaceae.
AAGGAAUCAGGUUCGCCACAGCAUAGUCCCAAUGCUGCAGCCUCCGUAAGGCAUUGGUAAAGCACAUGUAGUUGACCCGAACCCCUCAUCUAGUGAUAACCGGCUUGCGCCGAAGAUAAGAUACGUUAUCAACUCUCGUCAACUGACACGGGUUCCCGUGGUAUUGCUGCUUGACAAUUGCUCGCAGAUUCACUCUCAUACUCUAUAAAUCGCCAAAUAUCUCGAUCUGUGGCAACCGGAGCUCCUCAGACAUGGCCGACGCCUGGCAGUCCAAAGCUGCCCAAUAUCGACAAAACCUCCAAGAGUCCAUCCCUCCCGAAUGGAGGAUUUCGGUCACCCCAUCAUGCUACCCCGUUUCCGAAUACCUCUCCCAAAGCUCCCUCUUUACCCAUACCGAGCAGUCGAUUCUCAGAUUGGAUGCCACCGGCCUUCGAGACGCCAUCGCAGCUCGUGAAUUCUCAGCAUGCUCUGUUACGGUUGCAUAUGCCAAAGCCGGAGCGGUAGCCCAUCAGACGACCAACUGCUUGUUCGAUUUCUUUCCAGAGGAAGCGAUCCAGAGGGCAAAGUGGCUCGAUGAAGAGAUGGAAAAGGGCGGACCUGUGGGGGCUCUGCACGGGGUGCCGAUAUCGGUCAAGAGUUCUUUCGGCAUCAAGGGGCAUCGAAUGACACGGGGAUUCCUCAGCGACGUCGACAGUGCGCCCGCAGAAGAGGAUGCUACCAUCAUCUCCAUCCUUCGGAACGCCGGGGCUGUGUUCAUCCUCACCACCGCCCUCCCCCAGUCCAUCAUGCACCUAGAAACAGACUCUUUCCUCGGGCCUUGCUUGAACCCGCACAAUCCCAAGCUGACUCCCGGCGGAAGCUCGGGAGGGGAGAGUGCCAUUAUUGCUGCUGGGUGCAGUGUCCUAGGGAUUGGAUCUGAUAUCGGUGGGAGUAUACGAGCUCCCGCUGGAGCCGCUGGCAUAUUUGGAUUCAAGCCCACUGCCAUCCGUCUUCCCAAAUUUGGUUGUACCUCGAUGAUGCCUGGCCAAGAAGCAAUCCCAGGUGCCUUUGGUCCGAUGGGUAAAUCUCCUAGGGACAUGGAGCUGUUUGUCCAUACUGUCCUCCAAGCAGAAACGUGGAAGACGGACCCCACCCAAGCAGGGAUGCCCUGGGUUCCUGGACGGGUGAACUGGGUGGGAGGGGACAAACUGAGGGUAGGGGUGAUGUGGGAUGAUGGAGUGGUCGUGCCGCAGCCACCCAUUCAACGAGCACUAAAGACGGCUGCAGACUCGUUGAAGAAGGCAGGGUAUGAGGUGGUGGAUUUUGAGCCAUUCAAAGCUGCAGAGUCUUGGGAACUCGUCUCGUCGCUCUACUUUACUGAUGGGGGAGCUCGAAUCAACAAAUGUGCGGCAGAGUCGGGCGAACCGGUCUUGCCUCUUACCAAGUGGAUCAUGUCACAGAAUUCCCGAGAGAGGACGAUGGAAGAGCUUCAUGAAGUAAGCUCUUUCAUGUCUACUCUACUGAGCUGAUUGUACAGCUUGUGAGAGCACGAGAUAAAUUCCGAGCAAAUUUCAACCACCACUUGUCAGCUUCUGGCGUCGACAUCAUACUAUCUCCCACGGGCUAUGGGCCGGCCCAGCCCUUAGGCACGACAGCCUACUGGUCCUAUACAUCCAUGUGGAACCUCUUGGAUCUUCCUUCGGCAAGUUUUCCCACCGGCCUCUUUGUAGAUGUUGCAUUGGAUGGGAAGCAGACAAGGGAGAUGUAUCUUGGCGAGAAAGAUGCAAAGAUUCAUGCUAAUUAUGACCCACACCUGUUGGUGGGUGCACCUCUGAGUCUGCAAAUUGCAGGUAGUCGAUGGGAGGACGAGAAGGUAAUGGAGGCAUUGGACAUGGUAUCUCGGGUAGUGCAAGGGGAUACACAGUAGGAUGGACGAUGUAUCUGUCAUAAGA